This is a messenger RNA of Cornus florida, 1755 nucleotides long. RefSeq names its product protein-tyrosine-phosphatase PTP1. The transcript has 9 exons. The record is from RefSeq and is a predicted model, not a curated record. NCBI's taxonomy places the organism in Eukaryota, Viridiplantae, Streptophyta, Magnoliopsida, Cornales, Cornaceae. Gene Ontology annotation, molecular function: protein tyrosine phosphatase activity. Gene Ontology annotation, biological process: protein dephosphorylation. Bases 172 to 1194 code for a protein of 340 amino acids.
CGAUACAGUCUUUGCUCACUGAAUCUGAUUCCUGUAUCUCUCCGCCAAUAUGUACUACACAUAGGCAGUGGAGGGGGAGAGCGAUUUGUGAACCAAAAAUUGAGAGCCAAACAAGACGUUAGAGCCACGGGGAACGUCAUCUCCACUCGCACUCGUUCCCGGAGAUCGGCGAUGGCCACAGCCCGAAAACCUUUCACGGCCGGCUCAUCUUCUUCUCCGGCCAACUCCGUCCAUUUCGCCGCCGAUUCGCCGCCGAGGCCAUCUCUAACCCCCGAUCAGUUUCGCCACUGCUCCGAAUCUCUUAGUUUUUUCAAGGACAAGCUCCAGAUGCCUGAAAAGAUCCCCCAGGAGUUCCUUACCUUGCAGGCCAAUAGGAUAAGGUCAUCGGACAUGCAUAGUAGAUGCUUAGUGGCUCGUGACAGUGUCAAUUACAGCAAAAACCGCUAUACAGAUGUCUUACCAUUUGACAACAACAGGGUUGUUCUCAACCCGUGCAAGGAUUACAGACCAUCAGCAAGGGGAUAUAUCAAUGCAAGCUUCAUUACGGCAUCUUCUUCUGAAAGAAUAUCUCGGUUCAUAGCCACGCAAGGUCCACUACCACACACCUAUGAGGACUUCUGGGAGAUGGUAAUCCAGUAUCGUUGCCCUGUUAUAGUGAUGCUUACUCGGUUGGUUGACAAUUAUAAGACGGUGAAAUGUGGAGAUUAUUUUCAGGCAGAGGAUGGCCCUAGAGAAUUUGGUAAUAUAUGUAUUGUCACUAAAUGGAUACGAACAACUGACACUUCAUUAGUGUUGCGCCAUUUGGAGGUAAAUUACAAGGAGUCAGAAGAGCCACCCUUACCUGUUUUGCAUAUUCAAUAUCCCGAAUGGCCUGAUCAUGGAGUUCCCAGGGACACCUGUGCUGUUCGUGAAAUAUUGAGAAGAGUAUAUAGCGUACCGCCAAGCCUAGGUCCAAUAGUGGUGCACUGCAGUGCAGGUAUUGGGAGAACUGGAACGUAUUGCGCAAUUCAGAAUACAAUCCAAAGAGUCCUAAUGGGAGAUAUGUCUGCUUUAGAUCUUGUUAAUACUGUAACCUUGUUUAGGUCGCAGCGAGUUGGAAUGAUUCAGACAUUGGAUCAAUUUAUUUUCUGCCAUGAUGCCAUUGUCGAUGAACUUGAAGACCUCAUCUCAGAUUCCGACAGUCAAAGGAGCUAAUAAUGCUAGAUCAGCGGCUCUAUUUAUAUGAUUCAAGCUAUAGCUGCAUAGUAAAAUCAAAGAUCAGCCAUCUAUUUCAUCAAAGUUGGGAAGUUUCUGCAUGGUUACCCAUCAGGUUUGUGCUGUCCUUUACCCGCCAAGUUUGAUACGUCAUUGUCUAGGCUAAUGAAGAAUGCAGUUGAACAAGUGGAUUACUUGGUGUUUUUGAAUCCGUUUUUCGUCCAGUUAUCUUUGACACGGGCGAACAGAUUAUGGCAUCUCUUUCAUGUUGUAUUAGACCCCCUAAAAUUGUUUUAAAAGAAGCUGAACAAAAUUCUAGACACAUUAGGCACCUAUUGCUGAUUCUUCAAUUAUGAACAUUUUAAUGACAAAUUUAACUGUAUAACACCAAAAAUUUAUUGUCUGCCUGAAUUAUUUUUAUGGCCCACAUGGGUCCACUCUCCGACUAAUCCUGGAUUCAGGUUUGACACGUUUGAGACAGCUGUACCCUUAUUGAUGUUGUAUCUGUGUUGAAUUCAUUGGUCGACUAUUUUUUAUUAAGCUUCCACCACAUUUGGGACC